This is a messenger RNA of Ruditapes philippinarum (Manila clam), 2464 nucleotides long. RefSeq names its product kelch-like protein 24. The record is from RefSeq and is a predicted model, not a curated record. Lineage: Eukaryota; Metazoa; Mollusca; Bivalvia; Venerida; Veneridae. Gene Ontology annotation, molecular function: protein binding. Bases 135 to 2060 code for a protein of 641 amino acids. The transcript is spliced from 3 exons.
UUCACUGUGUGUAUAGCUACAACGCAGUCAUUCGGUGUAUCAUGAACACUGGAUUUAAAAUGUAUCAACUAUUUGGAUUAACAGUUUAGUUAUUGUGAAUUUUUCCAGUUAUUUUGGGAUAAUGGCUGACGAAGAUGCCUCGAGUGAACAAUCCCUCGCCUCCGAAACAAUGUGAACGUGAAGCUAUGGAAGUUGAUGUUCAGAUACAGAAAAAAGAUUCAGACGACCUGGAAGAUGACGAGGAUGCAGAAUGUGACGCCGAGAGUAUGACGUCAUCGUCAGGAGCCGCUGGCCCACGUCUUAAUCAUCUCUCAGAAGGGCUUGAGAAACUAUGGAUUACUGGAGCGCAUUCUGACAUCAAAAUAACCGUGGAGAGUCGAGUUUUCAACUGCCAUAAAGCCGUUUUGUUCGCGACAUCACCCUAUUUUGAUGCAAUGUUUUCGUCUGGAAUGAGGGAGAGUGUUAGUGGAGAAAUUACAUUCAAAGAAAUGGAGGCAGAUACGUUUGAACUGGUGAUGGAAUAUAUUUACACUGGUAAAGAGGUUGUAACUCAAGAAAAUGUGAUAAAACUACUGAAAGCCUCUUCUCUUUUACAAAUAAAAUCGUUAUGUGAAAAAUGUGAGGCUAUAUUAGAACCUUACAUAGAUCUGGAUAACUGUAUAGAUAUUUGGCGAUUGGCUUUAAUCCACAGUUGGGAAAAAGUACGAGUAAGGGCUAUUAAAAAGAUUCUCAAAAACUUCCUCCAACUUUAUAAAACAGAUGCAUUUAUGCGUCUUGACGCUUAUGAGUUGAUUCAGAUAAUCAAGGAUGAUGAAUUGGAGGUACCGGCUGAAGAGAUAGUACUUGAUGCCGUGUUUGCGUGGUCUCGAAGAGGUGAUCCUAGCUUGAGGAAGCUUAAACUUGGACAAAUACUGGCGAACGUUCGAUUAGGUCACAUAUCUGCUGAACGAUUAGCGGUGCUAAAAAGUAGUCCAACAUCUUUGGUGAUGGACGACCAACUUGCACAGCAAUACAUUGAUGACGCAAUACAAUACAAAUUACUCCCUGCCCGCCGGCAGGAAGCUAACUCAACAGUUACCCAUCAUAGGCGUUGUAGUCAGUUUGACGAGGUUCUAGUCGUUAUGGGAGGCUGUAUGUCUAUGCACCCGCCAUAUAAACGCUGCAAUGACGUUUUAGCGUACAGUUUUGCUGUUGAACAAUGGUAUAAAUUAGAAUCUCUCCCAUAUGACCCUGGUAUCGAAUUUGCAACAUGCACUUAUGGAAAUGAUGUUUAUCUUACAGGCGGGGGUAGCCGAACUCAAACUUUUUUGAAAUAUCGCGCUGACAAAAACAAAUGGAAGAUUGGUAAACCUUUAUGUCAAGGUCGCAGAAGACAUGUCAUGGUAGCCCUCACAAACACGCUUUAUGUAAUAGGUGGCUACGAUCAUCGUUUGGCUGAGGGAAACCGAAUGUUAGCUAGCAUUGAAAAGUAUGAUAUGAGUGAGGAUGGUUGGGACGAAGUGGCACAACUUCCUAUUCCAGUGAGUUCUUUCUCGUCUGCUGUAUCAGGGGAGAAAAUCCUCCUGUUUGGUGGAGAAAAGAAUGAUAAAACAGACACUGGGGUUGUUCAGUGUUUCGAUACUAGAACAAAUGAAUGUACAAAAAUCACAAGCCUUUCUAUCAUUUCAAAACUUACUAAAGCAGUAACUUCAGGUAGACGAAUAUUUGUAAUUUUCUUCAGCGGGAAAAUAGUGGAAUAUAACCCUUUUGGGAAUGGCCAAGUGUGUAAUCUUGUUGGGACAGUAAAAUCAUUCCGCCGCAUUCACUAUGGAGCGGUGCAAUAUAGAGGCAAUAUUUUCAUCGUUGGAGGAGAGAAUGAGGACACUUCCUUAACGCGGGAAAUGAUUGUUUUUAAAACGGACAGGGGUGAAGCUGAAAAAGCCCGAGUCCCUCUUCCUAAUGCAAGGCUAAUUGAUAGUUGUGUGAAAAUAGCAUUGAACAAAAAGUUUCUUGUUGAAGAGAAAAACGAGUCUGAGCCGGGUACAGACGCCGAGGCUCAUGAUGGUGAUGAUAAUAACUGAUCAUAAUGCAUGUAUACUUGUAAGCUGUGUGUUCAACAAUUACCAAAGUGUUAAUGAAUCAAACUUUUACAUUACUGCUGCCCUCUCUAUUUAAAUGUAUGUAUAUGUGUUACCGGGAGAAUGACAUUUGGUUUGAAACUUACAAAAAUAAUGAUUCAUUGCCACUGGAAAAGAUGCAUUGUCAGGAAUAUUCUUUUUAGCAUGUAAAUUUUGCUACCUGUAUCAAUUAUGUGGGAAAGGCAAGAUGGUAUAAAAAAUCGUAACUCUGAAAAUUUCUAAUGUAUUUUAUGAAGAUUAUUUAAGGAUCACAUGUAUAUCAUAAUAUCAUGAAGAUUUAAAAGUUAAAUUUUUCAACAUACAUUGAUAUCUUAAUUGACUCUACUGGCCAAACUGUCUGUCUGUCU